Messenger RNA from Trachemys scripta elegans, 3282 nucleotides. It is a transcript of the gene KLHL2, whose product is annotated as kelch like family member 2. The record is from RefSeq and is a predicted model, not a curated record. Lineage: Eukaryota; Metazoa; Chordata; Testudines; Emydidae. The coding region runs from base 226 to 2004 and encodes 592 amino acids. Gene Ontology annotation, molecular function: protein binding. The transcript has 15 exons.
UGGAACCCGGAAGUGGGCUGAGCUAGUGGCACCCGGCAGGGGCAGCGUAGCCCGGCUCUGGUGGGCAGAUGGAUGGGAUCCCGUCUCCUCCUGCGCGGCGGUAGGGGUGCCCCGGCAGGGGAGAGGCGCGGGCGGCGGGGGGUGUCCGGGCGCGCACGGCUGGAAUGGUGCUGGCGGCAGCGUGCGGUGCCUGCGUUCUGAGGAGGAAGACUGCGCGGAGCCGCGAUGGAGAUGCUGCUGCCGCCGGUAUGUACAAAACUUUGCCAUCAGAAGCCUGUGGAUCUGAAAGAUGAUAAUACUGAAAAACACUGCCCUGUUACAGUGAAUCCUUGGCAUAUGAAGAAAGCUUUCAAAGUUAUGAAUGAAUUAAGAAGUCAAAACUUGUUGUGUGAUGUGACGAUAGUAGCUGAAGACAUGGAAAUUGCAGCUCAUAGAGUCGUACUAGCUGCUUGCAGCCCUUACUUCCAUGCCAUGUUUACAGGUGAAAUGAGUGAGAGUCGAGCAAAGAGAGUUCGAAUAAAGGAAGUAGAUGGCUGGACGCUGAGAAUGCUUAUUGAUUAUGUUUACACUGCUGAAAUUCAGGUUACAGAAGAAAAUGUACAGGUACUUCUCCCAGCAGCUGGUCUGUUACAGUUGCAGGAUGUGAAGAGGACUUGCUGUGAGUUUUUAGAAUCCCAGCUUCAUCCUAUCAACUGCUUAGGGAUUCGUGCUUUUGCUGACAUGCAUGCAUGCACAGAUCUAUUGAACAAGGCCAACACAUAUGCAGAACAGCAUUUUUCCGAUGUCAUACUUAGUGAAGAAUUCCUCAACCUUGGUGUAGAACAGGUGUGCAGUUUAAUAUCCAGUGACAAACUUACAAUUGCAUCAGAGGAAAAGGUUUUUGAAGCAGUGAUAGCAUGGGUAAAUCAUGACAAAGAUGUGAGGCAGGAGCUAAUGGCACGCUUGAUGGAACAUGUUCGGCUGCCUUUGCUUUCCCGAGAAUAUUUAGUUCAGAGGGUUGAAGAGGAGACACUGGUAAAGAACAGCAGUGCAUGUAAAGAUUACCUCAUUGAAGCUAUGAAGUAUCACUUACUGCCAACUGAGCAACGAGCAUUGAUGAAAAGUACUCGAACCAGACUGAGAACACCUGUAAGCCUUCCAAAGUUGAUGGUGGUGGUUGGAGGACAAGCACCAAAGGCCAUCCGUAGCGUGGAAUGCUAUGACUUUAAAGAAGAGCGCUGGCAUCAGGUAGCUGAAUUGCCUUCUAGAAGAUGUAGAGCAGGCAUGGUGUACAUGGGUGGACUGGUUUUUGCUGUCGGUGGUUUCAACGGCUCUUUAAGAGUUCGCACAGUCGAUUCCUAUGAUCCAGUGAAGGACCAGUGGACCAGUGUUGCUAAUAUGCAAGAUAGGAGAAGCACCUUGGGAGCUGCUGUAUUAAAUGGGCUCUUAUAUGCUGUAGGAGGAUUUGAUGGGAGUACAGGUUUAUCAUCCGUAGAAGCUUAUAAUAUGAAGACUAAUGAAUGGUAUCAUGUAGCUCCAAUGAACACAAGAAGGAGUAGUGUUGGUGUAGGUGUUGUUGGAGGUAUGCUAUAUGCUGUUGGCGGCUAUGAUGGGGCGUCACGUCAGUGCCUUAGUACGGUGGAAUGCUAUAAUUCUAGUACAAAUGAGUGGACCUAUGUGGCAGAAAUGAGCACUAGACGGAGUGGAGCAGGUGUUGGUGUGUUAAACAACUUAUUGUAUGCAGUUGGUGGUCAUGAUGGUCCUUUGGUUAGAAAAAGUGUUGAAGUAUAUGAUCCUGCCACCAAUACUUGGAGGCAGGUUGCAGAUAUGAACAUGUGCAGAAGGAAUGCAGGGGUUUGUGCUGUAUAUGGCCUGUUGUAUGUAGUUGGAGGAGAUGAUGGUUCCUGUAACUUGUCAACAGUGGAAUAUUAUAACCCAACAACUGAUAAAUGGACAGUUGUGUCCUCUUGUAUGAGUACUGGAAGGAGCUAUGCAGGUGUUACAGUUAUUGACAAACCAUUAUGAACAGCAAAAAGAUUUUCAACUUAAUUAUGUACUAAGGGCCGGCUUCAACAAGUGUUUUUGAAGUGACUGAGAAUCAAGGCACUUCUCUACUUGUAGCUGCACAUUAAGUCACAGUGAAAGAUGUGACGGUCUGCAAUUACGUAUGACAGAUAAUGAAGAUUACUCUAGGUAGAAGCAACGUGUAGGAUUAUUCUGCAAUGAGCAGCAGCUGACUGAAUUUUUAUAAAUGCUGGUGGACCACAGUUUUUAUUUGCAAGGCCUUCAAACAAAAAAAUCACUUUCAAAAGGACCAAUUCAUGUCAGUUAUGACUGACAAAUGGAUUAUUCAGUGAAGAAUGAUAAAGUGAUGUGUAUUCUGGUGAAAGUAAAUUUUUGUCUUAUUUUUUCCCAAAGACUAGAUCCAUGAACUGUAAGUCUUCAGGAUGGGUAUUGAAUCCCACCUCAGUAGUACAAGCUGGCAUGGGAGUAAACAUGUUUGUUUUUAUAACAGUUUUCAUUACAUGAAUAUAGUGUGCAUAUAUAUGUGUGUGUGUGUGUGAGAGAGUAUAGGUUGCUUUCCAGUAAUACUCUUCAGAACUUGAUUAUAUUAUUUAUAAUUGGCAAAGUACUUUGAAUUAUGCCAGUACUAUGUUGUAAAACAGAGUUGUAUUUUUUUUUUUAUAACAAUGCUUAACACUACUAAAUGCCAGUUAAAGAAAAUGGAGAAGACACAGCAUUUUUUGAAUGGUAUAAUGCCAAAAUCUUUUAUUAAAAAGUCUAGUUGCCUGUAUUUAUGUAUGAUUUUUCUUUGUUUAAUCUUGGUCAUGUUUAGGUGAAUUCCUUUAUUACCUUUUUAUCAAAAGGUGAUUAUUUGGCAUGAACAUAACUGCAAGUUUAUAAUGAAUGUAUGGAACUCAACUGAGCUUGCAUGGUAUUAAGAACUAUCUGUGUGUACUUAGCUGCUGUUAACAAAUAUGAAAACUUACUGUAUGUGCCCAUGUUUGUACAGCAACUAUCCUUUUUAUUCAUGGAUGACCUUUUAAAUAUGACCAAAACUAUUGUAAUCUUUGAGCUAUUUUCUUUAAUUAAUAAAAGUUUGUAUUUUUGUUUCAUAAUGUUAAUGAGUUGGUUAAAACUUGUUUUGAGAAACAGAAGCUUCACAACAAAUACCUUUCAGAGAUCAACAAACAGUCAAAAGUUGUUUGGAAAAACGUGUGUGAACCUAAAUACAAGAAUAAAAUGUAAGUGAUUUGAAGAGGGGACUGCCAGGCUGUAACUGUGCCUUUGUGGAUUACAACU